This is a messenger RNA of Peniophora sp. CBMAI 1063, 1126 nucleotides long. The record is from the annotation of a GenBank genome assembly. Lineage: Eukaryota; Fungi; Basidiomycota; Agaricomycetes; Russulales; Peniophoraceae.
GUCUGGUGGUUCGCAGGCCAAUGCAGGCAUGCCGUCGAAUGUUUCCGCGGCACACCUAGAGGCUGCCGCUGCGCAGCUGAAAGAGAUCGCAGACGCCCGCGUCUUUCCUAUCCUGCUCGAGACGGCGUUAAUGGCUUUCUUCACGGUCCUGACGGUAUACUUUGUUUGGCAGCGUUGGUACUCCGCGCGCAAUAAGCCGUUGGUUAAGCCGAUGCUGGCUUUGGCUCUUUGUGCCUACGCUUUGGCGAUGGUGUCCUGGGCGCUCGAUAUCGCCAUCCUAUGGAACGACGUAUACUGCUUUCUGCCGUUACAAUUGUCCACAGCUCAAGUGGACGACUACGAAGCGGUACUCACGGACUUGAACGGCGCAAUCUUCUUCGCCCAGGUCGUCAUCCUCAGGUUCAUCUGGUUUAUCUCUGACUGCAUCUCUUUAUGGCGAGCAUAUGCCAUACUUGGCCGUCCCCGAUGGCUCCUCGUUUUGUCAAUUGUCAUCUUGCUAAUCGAAGCGGGACUCUAUAUCCUCAACCUAAUCCUGAAUUCUGCGACAAGACUGCCGAGCGUGGCGCCUUCCAUACAGAAGAUAGUCGAAUCAAACGACUGGAUCGCGGUCAUGGUAGUACAGUCCAUCGCGACUGCGUUCACUGCGGCGGUUCUUGUCAUUUCGACCGUACUCAUCGGAUGGAGAGCAUGGCUGCAUUGGCAAGAGAUAAGGGCCUUCGUACGCACCUCAGAGUCAAACAGAAGCCUGGCAAUGAUGGCCAUGCUCGUCGAGAGCGGAGUGGUGUACACCGCCAUCUGGAUCAUAUACGCCGUAUACAACGACGUCGGAUCCCUCGACCGCUCAGACGGCUUCUUCUGGUCCAACUUCUACAUGUCCCCUCUUUCUGCCAUGUAUCCCACUCUGGUAGUCGUGCUCGUGACAACGCGCCGAUCGGUGUUGGAACACACCCUCAACCCGCCCACGGGUGCUUUGCAGUUCGCUGUUCCUUUGAGCAUGGGAGGGCGUACUACAGGCUCCUCUCAGCUGUCAGAGACCGUAGCGCCGAGUUCAGCUCGAAGGGAGACAUUCGAGCUCAAGGAUAAGAAGAGAGAUCUGUCUCACGCAGGUUCCGAUGAAGUGGUCUGA